GAUCCUUCAAGUCGGAAGGGAUCGGUACAGUAUUAUCAUGCAUUUCCGCCACUUGGAGUGCUGUAAGACAUUACAGUCUUAACUUGUUUCACUGUAGUUACCUCGUCUGACAUAACAUUAGCAUGUUGUCGGAUUCCGGCUACAUUUAUGUAGCUUCUCAGCCGCUUGUCUAGCUUCGCUCGGCUGCUAAUGAGAUCUACGAGCGGCCAAAGCUCGGCCACUGAAUGCCUCGGAGAAAGAAGAACGGCCAAAGCCCGGCCAGGGUCCCCGGCGGGCCGCCAGAGGGAGGAAGGCUCGGCCACAACACAGGCACUCGACCACCGCAGGAUUCUGACGGGUCAAUGGCGAACAACUUCACCCCCAACAACUCCGUCCCCAGCUCAGUCAAGGAGAGUAUCGUCAGGAGCAUGGAGGAGAUGUUCUCGCACCUGGACCCCGAAGUUAUUUACAUCGUGCUGUCCGAGUGUGACUUCAAAGGUAACUUCAGCUCUGAACAUUUACGACGAUAGUUGACAUACCUGCUGCUGUGUGACUCUUGGUCAUGAUUAACUGAAACUGGGCUAAUGAGUUAGCCUAGCAGCACCGUUACAAGGUGGUUUAACAGUGGUGGAGUGUAAUGUAUCCCACAAGUAUCAGCUGUCACGUAAAGCUAAACUUUACACACCUUGAUUUACCACCUGUUGUGCCUUUUCACUCAGGUCAGUGGUUCAUAAGCAGGUUUCUGUCAUUUGUCCUGCCUGAACAAGCUCGUCAAAUCACACAGAAAUACGUACAAAUAAGAAUAAUGUGCUGACACUGAACUGAACCACCAAACAGAGCUGUGGGGCUAUCCUGCAACUGAACAAUUAUCGUCAAAAGUUAAAAAUUAACUGGAAUGUAUUGAAUAUAGGGCAGAUUUUUUGAGCAAAUAUGUUACCACUGUAAUGGUAUGGAUUAAAUGGUCUUCAUCAGUGUAGGUAUCAGUAUUGAUAGCAGUAAAUAAAGGGUUGUAUAAUCACAGUAUAGUUAAAGUUCAUCAGCUUUUUAUUUUUUCAACAGAGUUUGACAUCUUUUUUACAUUUAUAUUUCUCUUCAGUUAUAAAGAAACUGAAACAAUGAAUCAUCUGUGGGUUUAUGUUUAAAGGGAUAUUCAGGCGUAAAAUUAAUUUAGAGUCAAGCACACCAUAACACCGAGUUAGACACCCCCGUCGAGAGAUUAAUGUUGCCGACCACUUGCUUCUCUAGUUAUACCAACUUUAGUAAUGACCGCACAAUAGCAAUGCACAGCCAUCAGAGGAGCCAUAAACAAACCUUCCAGCAGCCACUUGUUUGUAGCGAGACCUCCGGGCAAGUCCAUUACGGACUGCUGCGGGGGGGGACGCAGCUCAAGGAAGAACAUUUAUGAUCAUUUUUUUCACGGAAAUGCAAUCAGACUGAGACACUAAGACAGAAGAACUACCGUGUCUGCAGUGCAAAGUGAUUAUUUGGUGAUUAUUACUUUCAUGAAAUGAUAAAGAAAUGAUCAUGAGAAUCAAGCGGUCUGCAACACUCAUCUCUCUAGGGGGUGUCUAACUCGGUGUUACGGUGUGUUUGAGCCUAAAUUAAUUUCACACUGGAAUAUCCCUUUAACUGACUAACCUGCCUUUUUCUUUCUCUCCAUGUUGAUGUUUUCUCUUUUUUGCCUCCAGUUGAAAAUGCAAUGGACUCCCUCUUGGAGCUGUCCGUGGCUGCUGAAGUUGCAGCACCUAUACCCUCUUCUGUCUCUGGCUUUGAGCUCACUGCUGCAGCCCUGCUCAGCCCAAACCACCGUCCUGAGCCUAAAGCAGACCCAGACUCUUCCAGACCCUUGCACCUGGUCUCGUCUCCUCCCCUCCUGACAGAAGAACUAGACUUAUUGGUGGAUCAGGAGCUAGAAAUACUUACUACACAGCAAAACAAUGGUGCAGAGCACCAUGGCAGCCAGUACUCAUCCACUUUUACUCCACCGCCAUUCCCACAGCAGGACCUCCCAGAGCUGCUUCAGUCCAGCCUGCAGCCUGGAUCUAGGAGCCUUUCCAUCCCUCAGCAGGGCCCAGUGGGUGGCCAAGUGGAGAGUAUUUCAGGAGCUUCUUCUCCUCUGGACCAGCUCAGCAUUUGGGAGGACAAGGCUGCUGAGGAGCAGGGACCCAUGGUGAAUUUCACACAUCUGAUGACAGAGCUGUCUGCUGACACAACAAAACCUCCUCUAGACCUGGCAGUGUCAGGGCGCCCCUCAGCUUUCCAGGUGUAUAAAAAGCAAGACUCAUCACAGGCUCCCUCAGACAUAGACAGGAUUGUGUCCUCUAACACAGUCAUUGGGGGGGCUAGAUCCAAGGUGAACACAUCUAAUCAGGCUGUGCACAGCUAUGUGCCAUCACCUUGGAACCCAGAGGCACCAGUGUUUUCCCCCAGUUUACAUGGAAAUCAGAGACCAGCUUUCAUUACCCCUGUGGUUCAAACACCAUCCAACUGGCCCGGCUUACCCAGACAUCCCUCUCCCUGGCUGGGUCAGGGUCCUGGGAACCAAGCACCUUUCAAACCCUCUGCCACCAUCCCAAAGUCCUGGGCCAUGCACACUGCUGUUCAUCCCCCUCCUCGGCACAGCAGACUACAAUUGGAGGGGAAGGUUCUGGUUCUGCUGCGUGGGGCUCCGGGGUCUGGGAAGUCAACCCUGGCAAGGUAAGAAUGAUGGGAUACUCCAGAGAUGCUGCUCUCUCCAGUAUUUAAAAAAGUGUGAAAUAAUGCAGUAUUUUUGUUGAGUAGAAACUUGUGGCACUGAUGUCCUCACUUGGCUACACAGUGGUCUAAGGAGCCAUACAUAAACCUUAACUAAAAAGCCACUCUAUAGUCACAAAUAAUGCUCAGCACCUAACUUCAUCAACAGUAAAUAUAGUUUCCCAGCCACAGCAACAGUCACCAAACAUCUUUUUAACUUUGCCUGAUUUCUUUAGCAAAGAGACUAAACACAACUCACCUACUCUCUUCCAACUGCUGCUUGUUUUUACGGAGACCUCUAGGCGAGUCCAUCGACUGCAGCCGGGGGACGCAACUCAAGGAAGAACAUUUAUGAUCAUUUCUUUAUCAUUUCCUUGAAGUAACAAUCACCAUAUUAAUCAUUUUGCACUGCAGACUCAGUCGUUCUUCUGCCUUAGCGUCUCGGUUUGAUUAGAUUUUCCAUGAGGAAAUGAUCAUAAAUGUUCUUCCUUGAGCUGCAUCCCCCCUGCAUAGUUACUGAAGUUGGUAUAACUAGAGAAGCAAGCAGUCGGCAACACUCAUCUCUGGAGGGGGUGUCUAACUCGGUGUUGUGGUGUGUUUGACCCUAACUUAAUUUUACGCCGGAAUAUCCCUUUAACUUCUCUGGUGCUGCAAUCCCCUUGUCAGAUCAGAAUUUUUCCAGUUCAAGACAGUAUGGGGUGUUUUGCUUACAAGAUAGCUGCUCCAAACAAUGGCAUUUUCACAAUAAAAGAUAAGAACUCUAAGGGUUAGAUACUUAGCAAGGACACCACAACAGUACAAAUAGAUUCUUACAUGAUAUCACAGGCACUUACACACAGUAGUCAUGGAUUCUUGUUUUACUAAAGCAACAUGUGGUACACCGCUGGAAAGAUGUCUUUGUGCAUGUUUGCAGAGCCUUGGUUGAGCACAACCCAGGAGGAGUCAGCCUGAGCACUGAUGACUUUUUCAUUCACCAUGGAAGAUAUCUGUUUAACCCCAAUGCUCUAGGAGAGGCUCAUGAGUGGAACCAGAAACGAGGUAAACAAGAAAUGGCUCAGCAGUGGAAAAUCAAAACCCCUUUAAUAAAAAGGGGUAAUAAGAUUUUGUCUGUGUAUUGCAGAUAUGACCUCUUAUGAGCUGCUUUUGUACCAGAAUUACACUGAAGCAACAAAAUAUUUAUCUGUCUUGAAAAUUUCAUCCCACAGCCAAGGAGGCAUUUGAAAAAGGUGCUAACCCAGUCGUCAUUGACAACACCAACAUGCAGGGCUGGGAGAUGAAACCCUAUGUGGCUCUGGUUAGUCAAUAGUACAUAAAGUAUGCAAAUAUAUCUCUUGUCCCUUUCUCACGGUGUUGUAACAGUCUCUCUCUUCCUUCCCAGGCACUGAAACAUGGAUACAAAGUGCUGUUUCGAGAACCAGACACUUGGUGGAAGAACAAGCCCAGAGAAUUGGAGAGGUGAGAGAUAUUACAUCAAUGCAAAGUUAGCAUCUGACUUCAACAAAACCUGUCAACUGGAUUGAUUUUUAAAAGGGGAAAAUACAGUAGAAAGCUGUAAAAGCAUCUUUACGCUUUGUGUUGUUACUUUGUGUGUGUUUAAUCACAUUUGCAGGCGUACCACACAUGAUGUGCCGGUGGAGACAAUCCGACGUAUUCUUAAUGGGUACGAGCGCUUUGUCUCAGUACAGUCAAUUAUGGGUUCACAGAUGCCUGAGCUCAAACAGCGCCAACUUCUGGAGGACAGAAAUUCACAGUGAGUGCAGCUUUGAGCUACAGAUUCAAGGAAAAACUGCAUGAAGUGUAAACAAGGUUUUUGGCCAAGACUCUAGAACAGCUGUAAAGCAUACUGGUAUAUUUGUGAUAUAUCUGGUGGCACUGAUUAUACAGAUCAAAAAUGCAGAAAUACAGACACAAGUAUUCUCAUAAUUUAAAAAAGUAUUAAAUCUUGUUUUGCAUGUACAAAUAAUAAGUCUUUUUGAAAGUUUCUUUGCACAAAUGAUCCAAACUUAAGCAAAAUCAGGCAAACACACGAUUAUUUUUUUCUUUUUUCUUCAGACCGGGGUCCCUGAAACCAUGUCCUGACCUUGUGGGGCAGCCUGAAUUGACAGAAGAAUGUAAAAAAUUGAACCCAGAGCUCAUUUCGUCUCUCCCUGACGUCUCAUCCAUUGGUAGUUCUGCUGACGUUGUAAUGCUGGAAGAUGGUACCAACAAAUCUUCAGAAUCCCUUAAUUUUCAGACUGCUGAGAAACUCACAGAAAAGCCUGAAAUGAUAGAGGAUGACGAUGAGAUAGAUCUAGGGAACCUAGAUUCUGAGUUAGAUGCCCGACUAGGUCUGAAUCCUCCUGGAGAUCAGAGAAUCCCUGACUGUAUUGUGGAGUCAGUGAUGAAUGUGGAACAACAUGGGGAAGAAGUGCCUGUGGCUUUCUCUGAGUCUAUUGGACAAAGAGUGAGGAGAGAGCGAGUCAGUAGGAGGUCUGGUUUUGAUAAGAUGGAGCCUGCAGAUCUAGUAAAGGAUACUAACCAGUCAGAAGAGAAAGAAAAGACAAAGGAAACAGAAGGGAAUGAGGCCUAUAAGGAAACACUCAAUAUGUUGGACUUUGUAGGAGAUUGGCCAACUGAAGGGCCCCUCCAGCAGCGGCAGGUGAGGGGGGGAGAGAGGCUUAAAGACGGAUGUUUAAGGGAAGAUAAAAGUGUGUCUCAGGAGGAAAAUAAAACAAAAGAGAAGUUUGGGCCCAAUGCGGCAGAGUUUCAGAGGCUUCUUGAUCUUAUUCAGACAGGUGUAGCUGCCAUCCAGACGGACUCCUCACAUUCGUCCCCCAUUUCCCUCAGCUCUGGAGAGGAAUCAGCAAAAGAAGAGGAGGUUGCAGGCAAUUCUGGGGAAUCAAAUAGCAGUAGAUCUAGCAGUGAGGCUCGAACACAACACGUAAACAGGGUUAUCAGCAGCCGAGGAGAAUUGCCUGACUGUGUGUUAGACUGGAAAGGAGCUGACCCCUUUAAGGAUAUGGAAUCACAAUUUGAUAAUUGGGAGAAACUUGAUAGGACAGACGCGGUCAGAGGUAUAGCUAAAACGGAUAAUCAUGUGUCGAAUAACGGCAGAGAAACAGGAAUUGCGGAUUUGAAUCCAUGCAACCAAACAAGUCCCCUCUCAGCUGAUUCACUGAGUAUCUCCAAAGCUGAGGAGAACAAUCUUUCCAAGGAUGAAAGAGGAAGCAACAAAGUUCAAGGUGAGGUUGUCACAGAUCCUGAUGGUUCUUGUCAGACUGAUAAAGACUACACAGAGAUUAAAUUUGCAGCUGAUGGAGGUCAUGCUAGUGAGGUGAGUCAGAGUCCUGCGUUAGAGAGUGCUCCUGAAGUAGAUGGCGGCGUUUUCAGUGGAGAGGGUCAGGAGAAGAAGCAGCGUCAGGGCCGUAGAUCGGGGAAACAGUGUAAACUGGCCCUCACGUUUACACAAAACUGCCCUGCUUCCUCACCUCACACUCCUGAGGGGCCCGCCACUGUCACUAAUGUAAACCUCAAUCAAGAUAGUGUCAAACCAGAUGUUGAACUAAACUGUCCUACCAGCCAGAACCCUCAACCAAACCUUGACCAGUUCAAUGAGUCUAAAUCUGACGGACACCAGCAGACACCUUCCUCACCUCCUCUGGUCGACUCAGGCCACUUUACCCAGACAGCACCAGAGGACUUCGCCCUCCUUUGGCGUCUUAAUCAUCGAGACAGCCCCGGUGAUACCGCUGUCACUCUGUGCAGCCACCCUAGUGACAUCACUGUCCUGUCUGGAGAAUCUUCUCGCUUUGUGCCAGAACUUUCUCACGCCGUUUCUGCAGCUGUUGCAGUUCACCCGUCCGGCCACACGGAGGUGCCCUACCGCGUGGUGCAUGAAAAAGGCUCACAGGUAGAGGAGAGAGAGUUUGGAGCAACUCAAGAUCGCCUUGAGAGUCUGCGCAUUCUCAGCCGCCACUUUAAACUAGUUAGUUUUGAUACAUUAGAGGAUUUAUACGACAAAUGCCAUCAGGAUCUGGAAUGGACGACCAACCUGCUGCUGGACUCAGGAGAGAGGUUCUUUAAAGAUGAGGAUAUUUUGAAAGAGAUGGAGGGAACUAAAGACGACCUUACAACAUUACAUUUGUGUGGAGCUCUGGAUAUAGCUGUAGAUACAAGGCUGCAUGCCACUGAGUCGGAUGGGGAUCACCCAGAGGAUUUGUCUGCUGCAGCUGAGGAGGGAACUCAGCAGACGACCACCGAGGCGGAUAAAAAGUCAGUUGUGAACACCAAUAACAGCGAUGUGCUUGGAGUUGGAGAAGCAGCUUCUCUAGCUCCAAACAAAGGCCAUCCUGAUGUGACCUCAUCCUUCGAAAUACCUCCUGAAACAGAACUCAGACCCCUACAGGUAGUUAAUGAAGAAAAGGGAAGUGUUGACACUCAACAAAAACUGACGUCAGGAGUGAACCUUGAAGGUGGUGCUCGGGGUCCAAUCUUUGAUGAUGAUGAUGGUGUGAUAAUUGAAGAGUCUAGAGUGGAGAUUGAUGAGGAAAUAGCCAGCAUGGACGAGAUUCAGCGGCUGCUGCAGGCUGAGCUAGAAGAGAUGGAUAGACUGGAGAAAAAAGAGAAGAAGAGUCUGAAAGAGGGAAAAAGGAAACAACAUCUGGACAUUCAGAGUGUGGAGCUCAAACUACCCACAGAGGUGGCGCUACAGCUGACUGAACUAUUUGGUCCUGUUGGAGUAAAUCCAGGUAUUUAACACAAAAUACAAAGUUGACAUUCAGAGUGAGUCCCUUCAUCUGUUUAACACUUUCUAUGCAGCCUACUCGGACAUGAAAUACCAAACCAGUUCAAAUAAGAUUUCUGCUGAUAUCAUACUAUAACAUACCGGUGUCUCUAUCCUCCCUGGUUCUCAAUAUUCAGACUCGUGCUCCUCUGAAGACUAUGCAGUGGAAAUGGACCUGAACCUCGCCAAGCUGCUCCACCAAAAGUGGAAAGAAACCAUUCAGGUGAGCUAAUGUUCGUGUUUUAUAACAAGUAUCAUUACAGUUACUCUUGAUCACUGAGGUAGCUGCACAAGAUGUAAGUUACUGCCUUUUUUAUUAUUUAGGAGUCAAACUUAAACAUCAGUUUUCUUACUGUUGUUCUUGUGCACUUAUAUUCUACAUACCUGUGUGUGAUUCUGUUGUUUUGACUUGUGUGCUGUUGUACAGGAAAAGCAGAGACAAGCAGCCCUGUCUUUUCACUUGCUUCAGGAGGGUAAGUUUACACACACACACACACACACACACACACACACACACACGAAACUGUAACUGUCUCAUCCUGUUACUUUAAUAAAACACACAUUAACAUUGAUUAAGGAAAAAAAAAACUCAUAGCAUUAUUGUAUCUUUAAAUCCGUAGGCUCGGUACACCGGGGUGACUCACAGGGGGCCAGUGCAGGUGGUCAGAUGACACUGGAUGGCCACCCAGAGACCAGGGAUCAAAUCCCUUUCAUGGACCACUGGAGUGUGUCCCGCCCACAUGUUUCUCUACGGGAGAUCAUAAAAGAAGAGCAAGCACUGCAGGACAACGUUGAAAAGGUUUGCCACACAUAUAUCUUAAAUAAAAAUAAUUAGCUCGUUCUUCUCCAAACACCCAGUCCUAGACUUUGUUCAACCCUUUUUUCUUUUAGACCAGACAGAGCCGUGCAGACCUCGAUCGGCGGGACGGAGCCGCCAUGUUAAAAGAAACUCAGCUGUACGCCCUCUUCCCCCACAUAGACAGGCAUUUUCUUCUAGACAUCUUCAGAGAACGAAAGUGAGAAAUUAACUUUGACACUGGUGGAGAGAAACUCUACGAAGCUCUGCAGAGCUGAUAUGACUAUCUUCACGAUGUGUAUCUGUUUGAUGUGCUGGGUACUGUUCUACACUCUAUACACUAACUUAUAAAUGUUUCUGUUUUUAUGUAGUUACAACCUGACUGAGACUGAGCUAUUUCUUCGCUCUCUUCUGGGCCAGGAGCCAGUCAAGACAGUGGUCGCCCCAGAGGCACCUCAGUCCAACCAUCUCAGAUCAGCAAGCAAAGAGAGGGAGAAGGUGUUCACAUUCACACCUGAAAGCUGAUAGUCUACAUUCAAAAAGAAUCAAUACUAGCCAGUUAAAAAUGUAAAUCUCACCCUUCACUGUCUCACUUUACUCUGUAUUAUCAUUUGUCAGAGGCAAAGGCCUGUGGAGUUAACAGUUCCUGACUAUCAGGAUACAGAGGAUCCAGAGUACGAGGAUUUCAGGGCCGAGGCCACGCUGCAGAGAAAACGACAGAUCGAGAAUUUCGCAAAGGCUGCUGAAGCUUUCAAACAAGGACGUAGAGAAGUGGCUUCAUUUUAUGCACAGCAGGUGAGGAGUAUUAGUUUUUACCUGGGAGGGAUGUUAUCGAACAGACACAAUGUCCUCCAACAGUUGACUCUCCUCUUAAUGAAGUUAUCGUAUCAUCCUUACUGUAGGGACACAUGCACGGUAAACAGAUGCGUGAGGCCAAUCAUCGCGCCGCAGUUCAGAUUUUUCAGAGGGUCAACUCAUCACUGCUGCCAAGAAACAUCCUGGACCUCCACGGGCUGCAUGUAGAUGAAGCUAUUGAGCAUCUAGCCCAUGUCUUACAGGACAAAAGCACAGGUAGAGAAGAUAACCUGUAGCAUAUAUGCUCAGUUUGAUGAGAGAAGAAGGUUUGGCGUCUCUGUGUGAGAUACUAAUGCUCAUUACAGAUCAUCUUAAACUGGAAAAGUACUGGUAUCUUAAAUUCAUGUGUGUCACGGCUAAAAUGUGGUGAAUAUAUAUCUCAAUUUUUCAAGUUCACAAAGUAAAAGAAAAAAAAAAGGUAGAAUAAUUAUGUGUCACAACUGUUUGAUUUCAGUUUUGUGUCCCUGAACUUAAGUAAAGUUUUAAAAAACUUAUGAUACGACAAGCCUUAAUGAAGCGAUCCAGUUUUUUUUUUACUGCAGGGGCUCUAAAAUCCCCACAACCUGAAAGUUCCUGGCAGGAGUUUGAAUAAUGAUGUUUGUAGAUCUCAGUAUCUCUCCUCUGUGCUCCCCUUAACAGUUUUCUCUCUGUUCUUUCUGUGUAGAGUAUGAGCAGGGUCUGUGUAAACCUCAGCUCUCUAUCAUCACAGGAAGAGGAAACCACAGCCAGGGGGGCGUGGCCCGCAUCCGCCCGGCUGUCAUAGACUACCUCACCAGCAAGCACUACAGGUACACACACACACACACACACACACACAUUCACACACAGACACACUUCACUUAACACUCAUACAUGGCAAGUUCACUGUCGCCCACCUUCUCUCCUAUCUCUUUAUCUGUCAGGUUCACGGAGCCAAACACAGGCCACGUGUUAGUCUCUCUGAAGUGAAAGGAACCUGGUUCAUGGAUUUCAAGCUGCUAUGGAGGAAAACACACACAUGAUGCACUACUCUCUCUCUCUCUCUCUCUCUCUCUCUCUCUCUCUCUCUCUCUCUCUCUCUCUCUCUCUCUCUCUCUCUCUCUCUCUCUCUCUCUCUCUCUCUCUCUCUCUCUCUCUCUCUCUCUCUCUCUCUCUCUCUCUCUCUCUCUCUCUCUCUCUCUCUCUCUCUCUCUCUCUCUCUCUCCCUCCCUCCCUCUCUCUCUAUCCCUUCACAUAACCAUAACCAAAUUACAUAGCCACUACACUUAAACACACACACUUACACUCAGCCAUAUAAGGACUGCAUCAACCUGAAAUAAGAAUAUAUUUUUUUAUAUUUACUAAAAAUUUAAGUACAUUUUAACUCUGCAAACAUCUUAUAGCACACGCUCUCAUUUACAUUCAUGUUUGUGCCUUUUAGAACAAACCUCUUUUUGAGGGCUCCACAGAAGAAGAAGAAGGAAAUUCUUGUAAUAAUUUUAACAUUUUCUAAGUUAGAGUCAUGUUGGAAACACAAUGACAGAUUUUAUCAAAUGUAUUUAAUCAUGAUCGCAUGCUGCCUGGAGUUUUUUCACUUGGAGUUGAGAAAAUGUAAAAAGAACGUUGAAGCAUGCCACCAGAUUUGAGAUCAUUGUGUGAAAAUGUAUCAGAAAGCAGAAGCUAAGGGGGAAUUUUGGGUCGUUUUGGGUCGUAAAGUGGUGAGUCUUCAUCUCAUCAUCGGAUGAUCAGGAAGCCUUUUAAUAGUUCGAUCAACCUUGACUCUGAUUUCAUCAUCAUUUUUUAAAAUUUCAGCGCUGCCUCGGCCUCUUAUUUUUGUUUGCUUUAGAUUAAUGCCAAACUAAUGUGCUGCUGCUUAAGAUUCAAACUCAGGAAAAAAAACUUCCAAGUGUUUCUUGAUCUUUAAGGCCAGUCUUUUUUCCCAGCCUGUUCCUGGUAGCUUUUUUUUUUACCCCACUGUGCCAAAUAUUGUAGUAGUUUUAUCACUCAGGUUGCUACAAUAGCUUUGUAAGUUGGAGUAACUUUGUUUUUAUCUUUGUGAUAUUUUUCACAAAGUUUUGGAAAGCAUUGUUGAAAGAAUAUUUUGAUUGUAAAUAAUUUUGUUAACACAUGAAGAUUGUAUUUUUUUAUUCAACUGUUUGAAUUGUUUUAAAAAUGAUAAUGUACUGCGGAAUAAAAUCCCAACUGUUAACUGUUUAAAACCUCUUGCUGUGUGGGUCUCCAUCUAAAUAUUCAUAAUUAAUAAUUAAAAAUCAGUCAGGAAUUAAACAAUUUUAAAUGACAA
Molecule: messenger RNA, 11385 nt
Organism: Xyrichtys novacula (pearly razorfish)
Lineage: Eukaryota; Metazoa; Chordata; Actinopteri; Labriformes; Labridae
Source: the annotation of a GenBank genome assembly